Molecule: messenger RNA, 784 nt
Organism: Drosophila subobscura
Lineage: Eukaryota; Metazoa; Arthropoda; Insecta; Diptera; Drosophilidae
Product: serine protease SP24D
Exons: 2
Coding region: 1-756 (251 amino acids)
Biological process (GO): proteolysis
Molecular function (GO): serine-type endopeptidase activity
Source: RefSeq, a predicted model, not a curated record
AUGAAUUCAGUUCAGACUCGAAUGGUUUUCCUGGCAGUGCUCCUGCUGGCAGUGGCCGCGGGCAACGCCUCCCGGCUGCCCGCGGAUGUUGGCUCCCGCCCGUACGCCAUCUCGGUGCAGCGGAAUGGGGUCCAUGUCGCCGGCGGAGCGUUGAUCAGUCAGCGCUGGGCACUCACCGCCGCCCACUGUGUGUCCCUGGCUGGGGCUUCCCGCAGCUAUCCCGCCCGCUCCUUCCUCGUCCGCGCUGGCAGCAUUCAGCGCCUGGCUGGGGGACAGCUGGUUGCCCUCUCCCAGGUCGUGGUGCACAGCGGCUACUCCGGCUCGGCGGAGAACGAUUUGGCCCUGCUGCAGCUGGCCACCCCACUGCUCCUCAAUGCCAACACCCAGCCCAUUGCUCUGGCCAGCGCACUGCCCGCCGUUGGCUCACAGAUCACCUUCGCCGGCUGGGGAUCCUCGCUGCCCGACGGGGCGCUCAGCCAUCGCCUGCAGGUGGCCACCAGGCAGUCGAUCAGCGCCGCGGCAUGCCAGGAGUCGCUGUACCUCAGUCACGAGGAUCUGCUCUGCCUGGUGCCCGAGUCGGUGGCCGCGGGCGAGACCUCUGGCCUCUGCACCGGCGAUGCCGGCUCCCCGGCCAUCUACAACAGCCAAUUGGUGGGCAUCGCCGCCUUCUUUGUCGCCGGCUGCGGCACCGAGCAGCCCGACGGCUAUGUGGAUGUCACCCAGCAUCUCGACUGGAUAGCCGAGACAAGCGUCUAAAUAAACAAACUCAAACUCAAGACAAACU